CCCCGCGCCCCGCGGGCUGCCGGCGCCAUUUUUAAACGGCUCCCGGCUGAGGGGACGCCGGGCGCGGGGGGAGCCCCGCGGGCUCCGCGCCGGUGCCGGUCGCCGAGCGGGGGCUGCGGGGAGCGGCCGGCGGCGGAGAGCGGCCGUCCUCGCCCGCCGGUAACAGCCUCUGCGUGCGGCCUGUCAGCGGCCGCCGGGCCGGGCGCGGCUCUGGGGGUACGCGGCGUGCCUCCUGCCCCGGCAGCGAGCCUGUGCUGGGCGCCGCUCUGCGCCUUCGGGUGACCCGAUCUCCUGGGAUGUCAGCUGAAAAGGUGCACAGCGAUGUAGAUUUGUUAUAAGUUCAUUUUUUUUGGUCCUCUCAAUACUCAUCGUGAACAGUCACCAUAAAAUGGAUGCUUUGGGCAGUCUCCUUCCUCCCAUGGCUGGAAAUGGCGAUGUGGCUAAUUCACAAGAAUUACAAAAACUUCUGAUUGAUGAAAAAAUGCGAUGUGAGCACCACAAAGCAAAUUAUCAAACUAUAAAGGCAGAACAUAUAAGGUUACAGGAGGAAUAUACAAAAUCACAAGAUGAACUGAAGCGGUUGUUAGUUGAAAAGCAGACUGUACAUGAAAAAUUCCAGUUUCUUCUUGCUGAAUAUAGAGAGGAGUUGUUGGGUAAAACACAAGAGUUGGAGAGACUGAAGAUGCAGGUCCUAACUCCUCAGAAAUUAGAGCUGUUAAAAGCACAAAUACAGCAGGAAUUGGAAUCUCCUAUGACAGAACGUUAUCGGAAACUAGAAAAUGAAGUGGAAAAAUACAGGACAGAAUUUAACAAACUUCGUUAUGAACAUACUUUUCUGAAAUCAGAAUUUGAACAUCAAAAGGAAGAACACGCACGUAUUUUAGAAGAGAAGAAAAUAAAAUAUGAGGCAGAGUCAGGCAAAAGCACCAGGAGGCCUGCAUGGUUGAACAAGGAGCUCCUGGCCAAACUCAAGCAGAAAAUGGGAGACCUGGAUACCCAGAAUAUGGAGAAGGCUGAGAUUGCAAGGCUGGAGAAAGAUAAAGAAGAACUCCAUGAUCAGCUGCUCAGUGUUGAUCCCACAAGGGACAGUAAACGUGUGGAAGUACUCUCCAGAGAAAAGGCACAACUCUAUCAGAAAUUGAAAGGCUUAGAGGCAGAAGUAGCGGAACUAAGAGCUGAAAGAGACAAUUGUGGUGCACAAGCAGAAAGUGUUCAAAGAAUACAAGUCCGACAGUUAGCUGAGAUGCAGACUCUGACAAGGUCUCUAGAGGCAGAAAAGAAGUCAGCUGAACAACAGAUUGAUCGAGUUGAGAAAGAAUUGCAGAUGAGUCAUGAGCAAAACAUUCUUUUAACGAGCAAACUUCACAAAUCUGAAAGAGAAGUCAAUUCCUUAACUGCUAAAGUAGAAGAACUUAAACAUUCACACAAAUUAGAAGUAACAAAUGUCAAACUGGAGGCAGCAAGAACAAAAAGUGAAGCAGAAAGAGAGAGAAACAAGAUUCAAAGUGAAAUGGAUGGAUUGCUGUCAGACAAGGAAAUUCUUAAGGCAGCUGUUGAGCGUCAUAAGGUGCUUUUAGUAGAAAAGGAUCGAGAGCUAAUUCGUAAAGUGCAAGCUGCUAAAGAGGAAGUUUUUGAAAAAAUUGCAGCCUUACAAGAUGAAAAGUUAGAACUUGAGAACAGAUUAGCUGAUCUAGAGAAGAUGAAACUGGAACAAGAUACUUGGAGACAAACUGAAAAGGAUCAGUAUGAAGAGAAGCUACGUGUUGUACAGCUGGCAGAAGAAUCUAGCAAAAAGGAACUUCAGCGUCUGCGAUUAAAAAUUCAACAGCAAGCUAUGCAAGCAGAGGAGCUAGAAGAGAAGAAACGUGAAAGCGGCGAUCUAAAACAGCAAAUUCAAGACAUGCAACUCCAAGUUGCUUCACUUUCUCAGUCAGAAAAUGAUUUGCUGAAUUCUAAUCAGAAGCUGAAGGAAACAAUAGAAAGACUGAGACAAGAAUGUCAAAACGCCAGGACUCAGGCAGAAAAAGCUCAACUGGAAACAGAGAAGACUUUAGAAUACAAACGUAUUGAAUGGCUGGAGGAGAAGCACAUGCUUACUCAGCGCAUCACAGAGAAAGAGGAGAAAUACAAUGAAGCAAAGAACAAGCUAUGUCGAGCUGCUGUUGCUCAGAAAAAGAGAAAGACGCUCAAUGAUAAUAAACAAAGGAGGAUGCAAGAGAAACUACAACUUCUGGAAGCCAAGAUAGAAGAACUAGAAAAAGAAAAUCAUGUGUUAAAUAGGCAGAAUGUCUCCUACGAAGAAUAUGCGCGCCUCCAGAAGAGGCUGAAGGACUUGCAACGUCGACACAAUGAGUUCCGGAGUUUAAUUUUGAAUCCUAACAUACCAUCGCUCAAUCCAGCCAGUGUAACGUCAUCGUCUGCCUUGCCUCCUGGGCCCGAAGUGUCCUUCCCCCUCCUUCAGGUGGAGGAACAGCAUCAAAGAGAGCUUUCCCUGCUUCGCAAGCGUCUGGAAGAACUAGAAACCACGCAGAGAAAACAGCUGCAAGAGCUUGGACCAUCUAGAGAGCGAGUAGCAGUGGGAACAUACAGGGACCUAGCCAGAAAUAAGACAGCUGAGGAAGGUGGUGCACAAGGUGAGGACUCCAAAUAAACCCUGUGGAUUCUACGUAGUGUUAGUCUUCAGUAGCUUAUCAUUUGUACAUGCUUUUGGUAUUCUGCCAAACCAUGACUGUAUGUGCCUGAAUUGCCUAAAAAACACUCUGCAUAGUUUUGUAUUUAUUUUUGAUAGACUGUUUAAAUUAUCAAAUACAAUGUUUUCUAAACAAAAUCAUUGUAAGAGUAACUGCAUUUUGAAAAUAUCUUUAUAAAUGAUAUAAAAAUAUUUGGAAGUCAAAACCUGAAAUAAUCUUAUUGCACAAAACUUUAAAAAAUAUUUUAGCAAUAUUUUAGCUGAAAUUUUGACAUUUGAAAUAUAAAUCAAGAUCCAAUUUUCUGGAAAAAUCCUAAAAUAAUGUCGUUGAUAAUAUCUUCUUCCUCCUUUGAUGUAGAAGUUAUUGUAUCAGUGUGGAAUUUUGCUGGGUUGAUAUUUGGGUUGUUAACCAGUUGCUAUAAUCUACAUUUGGAAUGUUAUUUUGAAGUUCCCAUGCACAUAGACAGGAUGAAAUGAAUUGAAAAAGCGAUGAAAACUUUUCUGUGCUACUCUUGUCAGUGUGCCUCUUGUACUUCUUAUAAUGGGCAGAAGCAAUAAUCGUUUUUUUUAAUAAUGUAGUGGAGUUAAGUAUAACAAAUUGCCUUCACAUAAUGAAAAGAGUUUGUAUUUGUUGUUGCUACUGUAAUUUGUUUACUCCGCUACAAUAAAAUCUAUUUAUUCAACGUU
Cygnus atratus (black swan) is the source of this 3376-nucleotide messenger RNA. RefSeq names its product centrosomal protein 83 (gene CEP83). The transcript has 17 exons. Gene Ontology annotation, cellular component: centrosome. NCBI's taxonomy places the organism in Eukaryota, Metazoa, Chordata, Aves, Anseriformes, Anatidae. The record is from RefSeq and is a predicted model, not a curated record. The coding region runs from base 389 to 2650 and encodes 753 amino acids.